This is a messenger RNA of Trichechus manatus latirostris (Florida manatee), 2426 nucleotides long. RefSeq names its product lamin B receptor (gene LBR). Gene Ontology annotation, biological process: cholesterol biosynthetic process. The transcript is spliced from 10 exons. Gene Ontology annotation, molecular function: Delta14-sterol reductase activity. Bases 687 to 2186 code for a protein of 499 amino acids. NCBI's taxonomy places the organism in Eukaryota, Metazoa, Chordata, Mammalia, Sirenia, Trichechidae. Gene Ontology annotation, cellular component: nuclear inner membrane. The record is from RefSeq and is a predicted model, not a curated record.
GGUCCAGGUAGGUGGUUGGCAGAGGACGUAGCUGUAGGAUUGAAAGCUUUAUGAAAUAACCCUAAAUUUAUUGUUGAUUGUAGAUUUGAUAUCAUUUUUCCUGUUGGUGGGUUAUAGUGAUGCUAAUUUUGUGUUCUUGAUUUUCCCAGUCUGUUUCAUACAAUUUAUUGUUCUCAAUAUAGGUAAUUGUUAAAAAUAUAAUUUAAUGCAUUUUUAAAGCUUUUGUAAGACUGUGAAUUUACAAAUCACAAACUGUGUUCUGGUUUUUGAUUUACAAGGAAUAUGGUCAGGUGGGUGAUUUGGUGCCUGUAUGUGUUGUCGUACGUAAUGAAUCCUCAGUGCCAUUUACAUGGACCAGAGCGGUUAACUCAUCCUCUGUAGAGUGAUUCCAGAUGAGAUGUGGUAUAGCAGAAGGAACAACGUCUGUAUUGCCCUAACUACCAUUUUGUGCCUUCUAUUCAUACGCCUUGGACAAAACAGUUAGUGUCGUGAAGCUUCGGUUUCUCAUCUUUAGAACGAGGGCUGUAUGCCCUCUCCUUCCGAGGCCCAUCUGACCCUAAAAUCUUGACCAAUUUAAAAUUCUGGAAAGUUGUAUGUUAGCAAUUGACCUGUGAAAGACAAAUGUAGACGUGUAUGCACUGACUCCAAAUUUUGUUCUUUAAAACCGUUCAGAUUAAUUUUAGAAAAUGCCAAGUAGGAAAUUUGCCGAUGGUGAAGUGGUGAGGGGCCGGUGGCCCGGGAGCUCACUUUAUUAUGAAGUAGAAAUUCUGAGCCACGACAGCAACUCCCAGCUUUACACCGUGAAAUACAAAGAUGGAACUGAACUGGAAUUGAAAGAGAAUGACAUCAAGCCUUUAACGUCCUUUAAGCAAAGGAAAAGUGGCUCUUCCUCCAGCUCUCCCUCUCGACGCCGGGGGAGUCGGUCCCGGUCACGUUCCCGGUCCCCAGGCCGGCCACCAAAGAGUUCCCGCCGGUCUGCGUCUGCGUCCCACCAGGCCAGCGUUAAGGAGACAAAGAGGGAACUCUUGGAAGUUAAAUUGACUCCACUGGUGCUGAAGCCCUUUGGAAAUAGCAUUGGCAGAUACAAUGGGGAGCCUGAGCGUAUAGAGAGGAAUGACAUACCUCCCAGAAGCAUUCAGGAAAAACCACAUUUGUCACAAGAAAGUAGUUACGUAUCUACACAGUAUAGCCUUCGACCAAGAAGAGAAGAGAUCAAAUUUAAAGAAAUGGAUUCUAAGGAGGAAGAAGUUGUUACAAAAGGACCUGUGUCGUCGAGAACGUUUGAAGUGACAGCCACACAGACGAAGGAUUUAGAGUUUGGAGGAGUACCUGGUGUGUGCCUCCUCAUGCUGGGUCUGCCUGUCUUCCUCUUCCUGUUGCUGUUGAUGUGUAAGCAGCAGGACCCCAGCCUUCUCAGCUUCCCUCCUUCUCUGCCGUCUUUGUAUGACUUAUGGGAAACCAGAGUAUUUGGAGCCUACCUUCUCUGGUUUUUUCUUCAAGCUCUGUUCUACCUACUGCCAGUUGGAAAGGUUGUAGAAGGAACACCUCUUACUGAUGGACGAAGACUCAAGUAUAGAAUAAAUGGAUUCCAUGCUUUUAUCCUGACGUCUGUGAUCGUCGGAGCAUCUCUCUUUUGGGGUGUGGAGCUUUAUUACGUGUACAACCAUUUCCUUCAGUUUGCGCUGGGGGCAGUUGUUUUUUCUGUGGCCUUGAGUGUUUAUCUCUACGCACGGGCUUUGAAAGCACCCAGGAACGAACUGUCGCCUGCCAGCUCUGGAAACGCUGUCUAUGAUUUCUUCAUUGGCCGUGAAUUAAAUCCUCGAAUUGGUGCUUUUGAUCUCAAAUACUUCUGUGAAUUGCGCCCCGGAUUGAUUGGAUGGGUGCUUAUUAACUUGGUGAUGCUUUUGGCUGAGAUGAAAUUCCAGAAUCGUGCUGCUCCGUCCUUAGCAAUGGUUUUGGUUAACAGUUUCCAGCUCUUGUACGUGGUGGAUGCUCUUUGGAACGAGGAAGCGGUAUUGACAACCAUGGACAUUAUCCACGAUGGAUUUGGAUUCAUGCUGGCUUUUGGAGAUUUAGUGUGGGUGCCAUUUAUCUACAGCCUCCAAGCCUUCUAUUUAGUCCGUCAUCCAAAUGAAAUAUCUUGGCCAGUUGCUUCUGUAAUCAUUGCUCUGAAACGUGAGUAUUAAUUUCAGCCUCUGUAUUAAAUAUUGUGUACUGAGUCUCUUGUGCUCCAGUACCUACAUAUUUAUAACAUAUCCCUUUAAGUGGCCACGGUUAGCUAAGAGUGAAGUAAUUUGUGAUGGAUCAGUAAUAAAACGAUUCUGCAUCUUGCAGAAAGAAUAGAUGCUUCAUGCUUAGCUUCUUCAGUAGCUCUCUAAAUAGGUAAUUUUUAAUAACAGAAACCACACCCGCUGCCAUCGAGUUGA